CCACAAAGGAUGCAAACGAGAAAGAUAAAGAAGGUUUCCUAAGAUUAGUUUUACUUGGUAAGACAGGUGUUGGAAAGAGCACUACUGGGAAUACAAUUUUGGGAAAACAGCUUUUCCCAUCUUCAUCUUCUUCGUCCUCUACAAACGACGAAUGUUCGACAAAAAGCGUAUAUAGGUUUAACAGAAAAAUCCAGAUCAUCGACACUCCAGGCCUCUUUGAUACAUCUUUAAAAAACGAGACUGUCCAGAAUGAAAUUGUCAAAUGUAUUACCAUGUCCUCACCUGGUCCACAUGCAUUUAUUCUUGUUCUCAAUAUUGCUCGCUUCACAAAAGAGGAAGAAGAAUCAUUUCUGGCAUUUGUGAAGCUAUUUGGGGAUCCAGUAUAUGAGUAUUUUAUCAUUCUUUUCACAAGAAAAGAUGACUUAGAGUUUGAGAAAAAUCCUUGA
Messenger RNA from Saccostrea cuccullata (small rock oyster), 446 nucleotides. RefSeq names its product GTPase IMAP family member 4-like. NCBI's taxonomy places the organism in Eukaryota, Metazoa, Mollusca, Bivalvia, Ostreida, Ostreidae. The annotation marks the transcript as partial. The record is from RefSeq and is a predicted model, not a curated record. The transcript has a single exon. Gene Ontology annotation, molecular function: GTP binding.